AUGGCGACGUCCAGCAUGAUGAAUAGUCUUAAAAGAACUGAGGAGGUUCUGUUGAUAUCAACAUGUGGAGCUGAAGACCAGAACUGGAAUGUGGGUGUGUGGGAUGCUAAGACAGGCAGUUUACUACACUCUUAUCGAAAUGGCUCAGCAGCUCCUAAAUCUUUAUGUGUUCUUAAUGGAGAGUGCUUGGUGGCUUCCUCGCACUCAAAACCCAUCAUUCAUGCCUGGAGUAUGCUGAGACAGGGUCAGAAGCACCGUAAGCUGAUCUGUAGUGGCAAGGUAUCAUGUUUGACAGCAACUCCAGACAGUAAAUACAUCGCUGCAGGCAUAGAAGACAAAAUCCAUAUUUGGCAGGUGAGCACUGGAGAGUUGUUCAGUGUGUUGUCUUACAGUAGUGUGGAGCUGACAUGUCUGAAGUUUUCUGCCUCUGGCCAACACCUGGUGUCAGGGUACAGAGAUGGAGCAGUGGCUGUGUGGGAGUUACAGGAUGUGCUUUACUUGGACCCCACACAGUUAGAAGGUCACAGCCCAGUGAACACAUUUCUAGGUCAUGGCGGAGAAAUCACCGAUGUACACAUCACUUUGUCUGGCCAAGUAGCAUCUUCAUCACUGGAUUUUACAGUUCGGCUAUGGAAUCUUCUGUCUAAAGAAGAGCUAAAAAUGUUUGAACUCGGGGCACCCAUCACUUCUGUUGUGGUGGACCACCCUUCACUGACCCUGUAUGCUGGAGACAUCAAUGGGAAUGUUUACUGCAUUGACCUUCACUAUCAGGCAGCAGAGAGAUUGCUUCAUGUUGAUACCAGUGAGAACACCAGUGGAUUUACUUGUCUCAAAGCACAUUUGUCUCGUGUGACACACAUGGCUCUAAUGCGUGACCAGUCGAAACUUGUGACAGCAUCUGAUGACAAAACUGUGAAGAUCUGGAGCAUGAUGUCUUCUGUGGCACCACUCACAAUCACCCUGAAUGAAAAAGUGAGUAAUCUGGCAGUGCUUGCUACACCACAAGCUUUAAUCAACCCUGAAGAGAAGCCACGAGUGCUCAUUGGAAAUUUGAAACGUGAACUGCACAACACAGAAGAAAAUAAAUGUGAUGAUAUUUUCCUGGACAACAGAAUCUGCUAUAAGCUGCCUAAAUUGUGUGGUAUGUCUUCAAUAACAAGUGAUGAGCCAUCAGUUACAGAGAAACCUGAGGCUUUGAAUGAAUCACUAGUGAGUUCUGAGGAAGUGGAGUCACUGAAACAGAAGGCCAACAAGUUGAAGAAAGCCAAUGAGGAAAUUUAUAAUUUUGCUCUGAAAGAAAUAGUAAAAUAA
Messenger RNA from Candidula unifasciata, 1311 nucleotides. The record is from the annotation of a GenBank genome assembly. Lineage: Eukaryota; Metazoa; Mollusca; Gastropoda; Stylommatophora; Geomitridae.